This is a messenger RNA of Malania oleifera, 516 nucleotides long. RefSeq names its product protein GRIM REAPER-like. The coding region runs from base 1 to 516 and encodes 171 amino acids. Lineage: Eukaryota; Viridiplantae; Streptophyta; Magnoliopsida; Santalales; Ximeniaceae. The transcript is spliced from 2 exons. The record is from RefSeq and is a predicted model, not a curated record.
AUGGCUGCCACUCUCAUCCAACUUACAACCAUCCUUUUUACCCUCACCCUCCCUCUAACAUUCCUAGCCUCCCCCUCUCCAAUGGCCUCUUUCAUCGCCGAGGACGUAGAAGACUAUGAAGACUACGUAAUUGAUACCCUAUUCCACAACACUGGAUCCUUGAGGGGUCGGCUUUUGGCGAGUGUUGUAAAGAAAGGUACACAUUGUGAGCUUAGUAGCAACAUAUGCAAUGGGGUUUCUGCGAACAAUGGUGCUAGCCGUCUCUUUUGCUGUAAGAGUCAUUGCCGGAAUGUCCUACGAGAUAGAAACAACUGUGGGAUGUGCGGGCACAAGUGUCGUUUUGGUCAACUUUGUUGUGGUGGCAAAUGCAUCAAUGUUGGUUUCAACGAUCUUCAUUGUGGCAAGUGCAACAAAGCUUGUGGCUCGGGAGUUAAAUGUGAGAACGGUUCAAAAAUCCCCACUGGUGAGGGAGUCACCGGUGCAACGGUUGCCGCCAUAGCCAACCCAGGAAAGUAG